AUGGCUGGCAUGGCACGUAGGGAAGAGGGGCAGGCUGCGUGGUAUCCAGAUGCGAAGCGCCUGCGGACCGACGAUGAUGAGGGAGGUGUGUUUCGAUGGAAAAAGAAGGAGGUCGAGGAGCAGCGUGCAGGUCUUUCUCGACAUGACGUCGAACGGCGUGACGCUGCGCGACGUGCCGAGGCUGAGCGCGAGGCUGAGCGGCUGAGAGCGCGUCGUGUUCAGCGCGAAAAUGCACGCCGCGAGCGUGAAGAAGAGGAAGCGCGGCGUGCGCGCCAGGCAGAGUCGGCCGUGAUGGCAGAUUGGGUGGCGAAAGAGGACGAGUUUAUGCUCCAGCAGUCCAAGGCGCGAGCUGCGAUUCGCGUGCGUGAUCACCGAGCGCGACCGAUUGACUGGCUUGUCAUGCCGCUUUUGGAUGAUACUGAAUAUGAUGACGAGGUGGAUGUGCCGCUGAAAGAGCCGACCGCCUAUAUGGAUACACUCGCUCCGAGUGAGCUGCAAGAGCUCCAUGCCGAUAUACAAACGUUUGUGCGUCUCGACGCAGACCGCGCUGCGUACUGGAAAGAUGCGUUGAUCGUAUGCGAUGAUCGCUGCCGUCGCGUCCGGCACCAAGAUCAGACGCAUGUGGACCCCUCGAUCCUGGCAGACGCAGAUGCGCUGCUGGCGGACAAAUCAGCGGACGAGUUGCUCGAGCUACAGACAUCUAUUCGCAGCAAGAUGCGUUCUGGAGAGCCCUUGGAUGUCGAAUACUGGGACAUGAUGCUACAGCGUAUCGUGGUCUGGCGCAGCGUCGCCAAAUUGCGCGCCGUGCACGAAAAGACGGUGCAGGAAAAGAUCGCGAAGCGGCGGCACGAGCAGCGCUGCGAUGCAGAGCGGCAUUGUGCUGAACUGGCAGAGCAGCUCGACACGCCGAGGAAGUACGAUGUGGUAUGGGACGCGGCUGAGAUGGAGCCGCCAGGACGCCCGGUGCAUGAUCUGACGCCGGAGGAGCGUCCGUUACCCAUGUAUACCCCUGCGUCGCUGCGUGCCAAGCUGCGAGAGGCGCGCCGCGAUGUGCUUAGCCGGUCAUAUAUUCCACGGCAGCAGACUGAGUGGCAUCGCUCGUGCCAAACAGCCGAUGACUUUGUGCGUCAAGAGGCAGCACGGGCGAUGGGUGUGAAUGAAGAGGCAUUCCAUGACGAUGUUCGACUCACGCAACAGGCACAUCAUGGGGAGAGCAAGUACCGCAUCCGCAAACCGCGCUACUUCAACCGCGUGCACACGGGCUACGAGUGGAAUCGGUACAACCAGGUGCACUAUGACGCAGAGCAUCCACCGCCCAAGCAAGUGCAAGGGUACAAGUUUCAUCUGUUUUAUCCGGACUUGCUGGAUCCCAUGCAGGCGCCCACGUACCGCGUCUUGCCUGAUCCUGAGGGGCCAGGGGACACUGUGCUGUUGCGCUUCAGUGCGGGCCCUCCGUACGAGGAUGUGGCUUUUCGCAUCGUGCAGCGUGAAUGGGACUAUUCGUACAAACGCGGUUUUCGAAGCAGCUUUGACCGCGGUAUUUUACAACUACACUUCAACUUUAAGCGAUUCAAGUACCGCAAGUAA
This is a messenger RNA of Malassezia restricta, 1587 nucleotides long. Its product is annotated as cactin protein. Gene Ontology annotation, molecular function: protein binding. The coding region runs from base 1 to 1587 and encodes 528 amino acids. The record is from RefSeq and is a predicted model, not a curated record. Gene Ontology annotation, biological process: mRNA cis splicing, via spliceosome. Gene Ontology annotation, cellular component: cytoplasm; spliceosomal complex. The transcript has 2 exons. Lineage: Eukaryota; Fungi; Basidiomycota; Malasseziomycetes; Malasseziales; Malasseziaceae.